Molecule: messenger RNA, 252 nt
Organism: Dentiscutata erythropus
Lineage: Eukaryota; Fungi; Glomeromycota; Glomeromycetes; Diversisporales; Gigasporaceae
Source: the annotation of a GenBank genome assembly
AUGAUGCAUAACUAUACCAAUUUGCUUAUUUCAGGUGCUGCUAUAUUUAAAGAAGAUAUUCAGUUAUAUGAUUCUGAAGACGAUUUUGAAGAUGAUAUUGAAGAUAAUCUUGAAGACAAUUUUAUUACAAAUAAUUUAUCUAAAGUCGAUUCCAAUAAAGUUAUUGAUCAUGGUGAAAAUGAUUUUGAUAUUGACGAACUUGUCAAUCAAGAAAUACAGAUACAAAAUGCAUUAAUAGAUAAAGAAAACUAA